UUUUUGUUGAUUUAGAACUAGCGCGCUUUAUGCAAUUUCGGCGUUCAACUUCGUAAUUUGUGAAACACUGUCGUUAGUUAGCGUCGUCGGAGAAACCGCCUCAAUGCCACUACCAAUCGCUUCCACCGCCGCAGUUUGCUCCGCUUCGCCCCCGCCGAACCGCAACAUUUCACCGCAGCCCGGCGGAAAACUGAUCUCCCGCCGCAACGCCGUCCUUUUACUCUCUCCAGUCGCUCCCCUCCUCCCUUUUCUCCGCUUUCCAUCCGCAGCGUCGGCAUUAUCGCUUAGCUUCUCAGGACCAAAGCAGUGGCUUAAAGAGCAGAAGAAGAAAUCGGCUAAGUUCUUACUGGCUCCCGUUGAUGCCUCUCGCAAUACGCUCCAGGCGGCCCAUCUUUUGCUUGUGAAUGAUGGAAAUGACUUGGAAGAAACUCAGAGCUUGCUAAAGUCUGCUGCUAGGGAUUGCGUCCCUCGAGAUAGAAACUCAUUCGUUCAGUUUCAAUCCCAAACUGGAGUAGAGGUGUGCACAUUCCAGCUGAUUCUAAAGAAUGCUUCUUCUUUACUUGAUGACAAGGAUCUGCUAAAAAUGAAUGCUGAAUCCAAGCUCAAUGACCUAAUACGAUGCUUUGAUACGCUCAAUGGCAUGACAAGUAAACUUGAUAUUCAAGUUGCUUCCAACAGAAAGAAGAUAGUGGAUGCGCUUAAGGAGACACUAUUUUCUCUCGACAUGUUUGAACAGGGUGUCAAAGACUGCCUUGGAUCUUGAUCACUUAAAUUUGAGUAACGGAAAAGGGAAAGUGUUCCUAUAUCUGACAAAUUCCUAUGGUUUUUCGAAUGUAAUGGGUCAUUGCCAUCUGGAAAAUGUUCAUAACUGAAUUAUUGAUCUGCUGACAUGAUUUGUAAUUUAAUGUUUGAUAGGAGUAUUAAUCCUAGAGAGAAGUGAGAGCUAGAGAGAGAAAGUGAGUAAUGAUAUUUCUCAAUUUUGGAACCCCCCAUAAUUAGCCCCAUGGGGUCUAUUUAUAGGAAAAAAU
Molecule: messenger RNA, 1028 nt
Organism: Cuscuta epithymum
Lineage: Eukaryota; Viridiplantae; Streptophyta; Magnoliopsida; Solanales; Convolvulaceae
Source: the annotation of a GenBank genome assembly